Molecule: messenger RNA, 929 nt
Organism: Capsella rubella
Lineage: Eukaryota; Viridiplantae; Streptophyta; Magnoliopsida; Brassicales; Brassicaceae
Product: NADPH-dependent aldo-keto reductase, chloroplastic
Exons: 5
Cellular component (GO): cytosol
Molecular function (GO): aldose reductase (NADPH) activity
Source: RefSeq, a predicted model, not a curated record
AAACGUGAGGAGUUGUUCAUCACCUCCAAGCUCUGGUGUACUGAUCAUGACCCUCAAGAUGUCCCGGAGGCCUUGAACAGAACUCUACAGAAUCUACAGCUUGACUACGUCGAUCUUUAUCUUAUCCACUGGCCUGUUCGGAUGAAGAAAGGUUCCGUUGGAGGUUAUAAGACCGAGGAUCUUUUGCCUGUAGAUAUUCCUAGCACAUGGAAAGCGAUGGAAGCACUCUAUGAUUCGGGCAAGGCAAAAGCCAUAGGUGUAAGCAAUUUCUCCACCAAGAAAUUAGCUGAUCUCUUGGAGUUAGCUCGUGUUCCUCCUGCUGUUAACCAAGUCGAAUGUCAUCCUUCUUGGAGACAGACUAAGCUACGAGAGUUUUGCAAAUCCAAAGGUGUUCACCUAAGUGGAUACUCUCCGUUGGGUUCUCCAACGUGGCUCAAGAGCGAUGUUCUGAAGAACCCGAUACUGAAUAUGGUCGCAGAAAAGCUCGGGAAGUCUCCUGCUCAAGUCGCGCUUCGCUGGGGACUCCAAAUGGGGCACAGUGUGCUUCCCAAGAGUACCAAUGAAGGAAGAAUGAGAGAGAAUUUUGAUGUUUUCGACUGGUCAAUACCUGAUGACUUGUUCGUUAAGUUUUCUGAGAUUGAACAGGCAAGGUUAGUGACUGGUUCCUUCUUUGUUCAUGAGACACUGAGCUCUUAUAAGUCUAUUGAAGAAUUAUGGGAUGGCGAGAUAUGAUUUUUACCACAUCUGUUUGAUAUGUUAUGUUUUCUCUGAUGGACUUGUCCAUUUCUUAUGGAUGUUAUCCACUGAUAUAUCAAAUUUGUUUCUAUUGAAUAAUUUUUAUUGAAAAGAAUCUUACUCUACAUUUUGUAAUGUAUUGUAGUUAUCUCAAGAAACCGGAAAUAUGAUGUUUUCAUAUAUGGUUGUAAACA